AAAUCAGCCUUCCCAUUCCAUAUCGGUAUGGAAUUCCAGGAGAAAACAAAGCGAUGGAGCUUCAUCGAUGAAGAAGCAAGCAAAGUCGAGAAACCUACUCUUCUAUGCGUUGUUAACCACCGCCGCUCGAGUGAACGCGAUGAUAUGCAGUUUUCAGCUGUUAGAAUCCCUGCUGCUUCUGCAGCAUCAAGCCCGGUGCGGCCUAUGAGCCCCGAGACGCCGUGGAUGCUAUCACCCGUCCGCACGUCUCCUUCACAACCUCUUCUCUACCAUUGCCUAGUCUCCCUCCAUCGCCAUGAAGGCAGCAUCCUUUCUCUCGCAGUAUCUAAAGACUUCAUAUUCACGGGAACCAAGAGUUGUAGGAUCCGUGCAUGGGCGCGCCCAGAUUGCACGGAAGCGGGUCACAUAAAAGCUAACUCGGGAGAGGUUCGGGCGAUCUUAGCUCGUGGGAGGAUCUUGAUCACUGCCCACGGCGACCACAGAGUUCGCGUGUGGGAUGUUUCGGCCAUGGACAAUUUUCGGCCGAAGAAAAUCGCGACGCUACCCCCGAAGAACUCGUUUUUCAUGUUUCCGAGGAAGAGUUCGUAUCAGAAACAUAAAGACUACAUCUCGUGUCUAGCUUACAACCAUGAAGAGAAGCUCUUGUACACUGGCUCGUGGGACAAAACAGUCAAAGCGUGGAAAAUCCUGGAAAACCGGUGUGUUGAUUCGUUUGUGGCCCAUGAAAGCCACGUUCACGCCAUCGCGAUCAACCAAGAAGAUGGUUGCGUCUUCACCUGCUCCUCAGAUGCUUCGGUGAAGAUAUGGAGGAGGGUUUUCGGCGAGAGCUCGCACAUUCUCACCAUGACACUGAAGUUCCAACUCUCGCCGGUUAAUGCCUUGGCAUUGUCUUCAUCGCCGAGCACGUGUAUCCUCUACUCCGGUUCGUCCGAUGGGCUCAUAAACUUCUGGGAGAAGGAAAAGACCUCGGGGAGGUUCAACCACGGAGGUUUCCUGCAGGGUCACCAUUUCGCCGUUCUAUGCUUAGCUGCCGUAGCAGAUUUGAUCUUCAGCGGCUCCGAAGACGCAACCAUCAGGGUCUGGAGGAGAGAGGAAGGGAACUGCCUUCACACUUGUCUCGCGGUCAUGGAUGGCCAUCACGGACCGGUGAAAUGCUUAGCAGCGACUCUGGAGAGGGAGGCCACAGGGAGGGGCCUGCUGGUUUACAGUGCAAGCUUGGAUCAGACAUUCAAGGUUUGGAGAGUCAAGGUUAAUCCCGCAGAGACGGUGAGUCUGCAACACUCGGCUACGGAGGAUCAGCAGAUGGAUAGUGUGGAUUUUGAGACUAGUCCAGUGUUGUCGCCGUCAUGGGUGGCGAAGAAGCUUCAGGUUUGAUUUAGAAUAAGCCUACUUGAAGAUUGUUGUCUUAACUUUCUAUGUCAUUCCCAUUGUCGAAUUUGGGAUGUCUGCUCUCUGGUUCAAGUCCCGUCCACAUGACUUCGCUUUACAAUUGAUCAGGACCGAUUGAUAGCAUGCUGAUGCAUCACUUUAGAACUUCUAGCCUAAUGUUUAUUUUUCCAUAUGCGUACUUUCAAAAACUGAAACUCGUCUUCUCCUUUCUAG
Messenger RNA from Eucalyptus grandis, 1602 nucleotides. Its product is annotated as protein JINGUBANG. Gene Ontology annotation, molecular function: protein binding. The transcript has a single exon. The record is from RefSeq and is a predicted model, not a curated record. The coding region runs from base 28 to 1374 and encodes 448 amino acids. Lineage: Eukaryota; Viridiplantae; Streptophyta; Magnoliopsida; Myrtales; Myrtaceae.